This is a messenger RNA of Penicillium paradoxum, 801 nucleotides long. Its product is annotated as chorismate mutase ARO7. Gene Ontology annotation, cellular component: cytoplasm. The record is from RefSeq and is a predicted model, not a curated record. Bases 1 to 801 code for a protein of 266 amino acids. Gene Ontology annotation, molecular function: chorismate mutase activity. Gene Ontology annotation, biological process: chorismate metabolic process; aromatic amino acid biosynthetic process. The transcript is spliced from 3 exons. Lineage: Eukaryota; Fungi; Ascomycota; Eurotiomycetes; Eurotiales; Aspergillaceae.
AUGGAUUCCGCCAUCGAUCUGUCCGAUGUCUCCAAGGCACUGGACCUUGCCAACAUUCGUUUCCAGUUGAUUCGUCUCGAGGACACGAUCACCUUCCACCUGAUCGAACGAGUACAGUUCCCGCAAAACAAGACCGUUUACGCGCCUGGCGGCGUGAAGAUCCCCAACAGCGAGCUCAGUCUACUAGACUACCUCCUCCGCGAGCAGGAGCGGAUCCAGUCCCGCGUCCGUCGCUAUCAAUCACCUGACGAAUACCCGUUCUUCCCAGAGGUGCUCGAAGAACCGAUCCUGCAGCCGCUGGAGUACCCGCGCAUCCUGCACGAGAACGAUGUCUGCGUCAACGAUGUGAUCAAAGAGCGCUACAUCAAUGAGGUCUUGCCGGCCAUUUGUCCCAAGUUUGGACGGGAGGACCGUGGUGAAACGCAGGAGAACUACGGCUCUGCGGCGACUUGCGAUGUUUCUUGUUUGCAGGCGCUGUCGCGUCGCAUUCACUUCGGAAAGUUCGUCGCGGAGUCCAAGUUCCAGAAGGAUCCUGAGACUUUCGUCCGUCUGAUCAAGGCUGAGGAUCGCGCGGGUAUUGAUGCUGCUAUCACCAACUCUGCUGUUGAGAAGAAGGUCCUUGAGCGCCUGGGUCUCAAGGCCAAGACUUACGGCACUGACCCUGCUUUCCCUGACGUCAAUGGUCCGAAGAUCAACGUCGAUGCUGUGGUUGCUAUGUACAAGGAAUGUGUUAUCCCAUUGACCAAGGUUGUCGAGGUCGAGUACCUCAUGCAGAGACUCAAGGGUACAAAAUGGGAGUAA